Molecule: messenger RNA, 495 nt
Organism: Salvia splendens (bonfire salvia)
Lineage: Eukaryota; Viridiplantae; Streptophyta; Magnoliopsida; Lamiales; Lamiaceae
Exons: 2
Coding region: 1-495 (164 amino acids)
Source: RefSeq, a predicted model, not a curated record
AUGGAGGCACUUCAAGAAAUGCCUACAUAUGCAAAGUUCCUAAAAGAUGUGCUCUCCAAGAAGAAGAGGUGGACUGACUAUGAGACGGUGAACAUAUCUGAAAAAUGUAGUGCCAUAAUUCAGAAAAAGCUACCGGCCAAGCUUAAAGAUCCUGACAGUUUCAACAUCUCAUGCAUCAUUGGAAAUAAUAGACAGAAAAAAGGCACUUUAAAGAUGAAGAUCGGCACUCUCAAGCCGACAACAAUCACACUGCAGAUGGCAGAUAGAACCGUCACCUAUCCUAAAGGAAUUGUUGAGGACGUUCUUGUGAUGGUACACGACUUCAUAUUUCCCGUCGAUUUUAUAGUGUUGGAUAUGGAAGAAGAUGUGAAUGUACCGCUUAUCCUGGGGCGUCCAUUCCUUGCAACGGGAAAAACAUUGAUAGAUAUAGCAAAGGGAGAGCUCACUCUUUAUAUGGGCAACAACGCCACAUCUUAUCUAUGUACAAUGCUAUGA